AUGGCCCAAACCGCGCGCUGCGCGGCCAAAUUCUUGUCUUCGGCCACUGCUUUCGGCGCCGGUAUGGCCGCCAAGCAGGGCUGGGAUUUGCGGGGCGAGUGGCGGUCACUGAGGGAGCGGGCGUCGCCUUGCCUGGGCCCCGACGUAGGCCAAGAGCUCGGCGGGAACGGAAGUCGCAAGCUCAGCUCGACGCGCGGCGCAGGCGGGACCAGCCCGACAGGGGCUUCUUCGCGGCCUCUGCUUGUGCUUUUCUUGGGCGACUCCCUGGUGAGUGGUGUCGGUGGCCAGGCCUCGGCCACGGAGACCCCCGCGCCGGCCGCGCUGCCGAGGCACGUCGCCGCCCACUUGGCCGAGCACAUGGGCGAGGUGCGCUGGGCCUCCGUCGGCAUCACCGGGGCGGAUGUCGAGCACUUGGCCCGGGAGGGCUUGCCAAGGCUCCGGCUGCGUGCCGCGGAGGUGGUCUCCUCCCUCGUGCACUCCUCGUGCUCGACGCCCCGACUGGUGGUGGUUCUUGUGGUGGGCGCCAACGAUCUGCGGGGGCUGCGGCUCAGCUACCGACUGAGGCUCCGGCAGCUAGUCCACGCCAUGUCUGCCCUCCACGUCGACGUGGAGGGCAUCUUCCUCCCCGCGGUGGCCUUGGCCGACGCACCCAUGCUGCAGCGCUACCCGCUGCGACUGUUCCUGGCGCCGCUGUGCUUCUUGUGGGAGCGCGAGAAGCAGAAGGCCAUCUCCUGGUGCCAUGGAGCGGAAGUUCUGCCCUUCCCCACACCCCCGGAGGGCACCGAGGCCGAUGCGUUCUUCUCGGCCGAUCGGAUGCACCCAAGCCCUGUGGGCUAUGAGUGGUGGGCCAAGGCUCUGGCGGAGCAGAUCCGCAGCCGCCUCGAGACGCGAGCCGGGCAAGCGGGCGGCUGCCGUCUGGAUCAUCCUACCGGGGUUUAG
Molecule: messenger RNA, 939 nt
Organism: Symbiodinium natans
Lineage: Eukaryota; Dinophyceae; Suessiales; Symbiodiniaceae
Source: the annotation of a GenBank genome assembly